UUAACAAAAUGCUGACAAAUCUUGGAGGUCUCUUGAUAAUGCUUCUUAUGAUCUGUAACGUCUAUCAACCUGUGUCAGGAGGGACACUGUCAGACGCACGGACCAAGCUUGACUCCCUAAAGUCCUUGAUCUACAGUAAUGCUAAGGCUACAGUUACUCUGGACUCUACAGCUCUGAAGGAACUGAUCAAACUCUCAACAUCAGGUUUAUCAAAACCAACCAGGAGAGUCAGUUUCUCCGUUUAUUUAAAAGCGAAAGAUCUUUCUGUUGAAAAAGGGCGGAUUGUGAAAUACGAUGCGAUUCUGACAAACGAUGGUAAUGGAUAUGAUGAUAAAACAGGAGUAUUCGUGUGUCCAGUUGCGGGAACUUACAUGUUCGUUGUUGAUACGCUCUGCCAUGUAGAUAUUUGGCUUGCUAUAAAGGUAAACAAGAAAGCUGUAGCAAAUGUGCAUAGAAGAAUUAAUGAUGAGAAAAUCUGGGUUCAGCUGAGCAGAACUGUGAUAGUAAAAUUGAAGCGUGGCGACCAUGUCAAGGUCGAAAAUACAGGUCCAAGCAUUAAAAUAGAUCACGGUGGAUACUCUGGAUUUACAGGAACACUGGUCUACUAACAGAGAAGAACAUCAGAGAAAAGAAAAGAUACAGCCAUAAUAACUCAAAU
Messenger RNA from Saccostrea cuccullata (small rock oyster), 658 nucleotides. RefSeq names its product complement C1q-like protein 3. The record is from RefSeq and is a predicted model, not a curated record. Gene Ontology annotation, molecular function: protein binding. NCBI's taxonomy places the organism in Eukaryota, Metazoa, Mollusca, Bivalvia, Ostreida, Ostreidae. The coding region runs from base 9 to 608 and encodes 199 amino acids. The transcript is spliced from 2 exons.